AUGUUCUCCGCGACGCUCCACGACCCAGCCGCCGAGCCUGAGGCCUCUCACGUGGCCUCUCAUGUUUCUCAUGUUGCCUCCCAUCUAGCUCCUUCUGUCUCUCACGUGCCUUCUCACUCUUCUCACAUCUCUAUUACUAAUCCAAGUGUAGCUACAAAUACAAGCACAAAUACAAGCACAAACACAAACACAAGCACAAGCACAAGCACAAGCACAAGCACAAGCACAAGCUCAGGACCAAACUCUUUCAGCAAUACUUCCCCCCACAUCACCAUUGCUCCCCCCACUCCUCACACGCCAACGACAAUGGCCACUCCAACACAAACGCCUCAUCAGAGUAGUUCUGCCAUCGAUAUAACCGGCACAGCUGUCCGUCGUGAUUCUAUACUCCAUGCCCAAGGAAUGGGCGGUGUUACCUGGGGGUCUCUGGCCAUUGGAUCUUGGCUUCGUGAUGAAGUCCAAUUCCAUGCUACGUUGCGCCAGUCUCGUAAGAAUAGUAUAUUGGGAGGACUCCCGCACGAUUCUCGACGCUCAUCCCAUCUGGGUCUAAAUAUCAACAAUCAAUAUACGCAAGCCACCACGGCACCCGCAACAACAGGCUUCUUACAAUCUCACAACUCUCACAAUGCCUUUCUUUCGAAUUUGGAAAAACAGUAUUGUAAAGAUUAUUCCUGUUGUGGCGUAUCCUUGCCAGGCUUGCACGAUUUAUUAAGACAUUACGAAGAAGCCCACAUCACUGGUGCCAAUGCCACUACAACCUCCACUACUAGUAUAAACAUCGGCAACGGCACUUCAAACUCAUCUGCCAACAACACCAUCAACAACACAUCGUCUUCCUCCUCCUCCUCCGCCGCCGCCGCCGCCGCUCAAGUGCGUAGCAGGCAAAACACACUUUUCGAUAACUAUUCCUUACAAAAUAAACCUCAUUCCAAUCCACGUUCUCGUCACAAGAAAAAUUCCGUUUCUUAUGCUCCAACAACAAACUCAAAUCUAGUCGAUACAAUCGCCACCAACGAAGUGUUUUUGCAAUUGAACAAGAAGGUCAAAUUACCAGAUAUCACCACUCAACCUCCUGAAUUCGAUUUCGACUUUGUAUCGCCCGAUUCCCCACAUGACCAACCCUCCCUUCACCCUCCUCCUCCGUCUUUCCCCACGCUCAUGCACACCACCGAUCCCUUUACAACAAAUACCAAUACCACUAUCCGACCUCAAUCCAAUAAGAUGAUGUUUGAUGAGAGUGUGGAUGUGCAUGGCGACGUUGAUGUUGACGAGGUCGACGACGAUGACGACGAUGACGACGACGAUGAACAAGAUGAUGACCCUUUCUCUAAGCAUACCCCGUUGAAGUCUAAACCUGCAAUAGAUCCACCACAUGCAAAGAAACAGUACAACGGGUAUAUAGACGAUCCUGCAAGAAGAUUAUACGUGAUGGACCGAGAAGAACACAAGCCGUUCAAGUGUCCUGUUAUCGGCUGUGACAAGACGUAUAAGAACCAAAACGGGUUGAAGUAUCACAAGAUCCAUGGCCAUCAAAACCAAAAAUUACACGAAAACCAAGACGGCACGUUUACCAUCAUUGAUCCGGACUCGAAUGAACCGUUUCCUGAUGGCAUGGGCUAUGAAAAGGAUAAACCGUAUAGAUGUGAGGUCUGUGGUAAGAGGUAUAAGAAUUUGAAUGGAUUGAAGUAUCAUAGAGGGCAUUCCACACAUUAG
This is a messenger RNA of Henningerozyma blattae CBS 6284, 1713 nucleotides long. It is a transcript of the gene SFP1, whose product is annotated as zinc-coordinating transcription factor SFP1. NCBI's taxonomy places the organism in Eukaryota, Fungi, Ascomycota, Saccharomycetes, Saccharomycetales, Saccharomycetaceae. The record is from RefSeq and is a predicted model, not a curated record. The transcript has a single exon. Bases 1 to 1713 code for a protein of 570 amino acids. Gene Ontology annotation, cellular component: nucleus.